Messenger RNA from Sceloporus undulatus (fence lizard), 4885 nucleotides. It is a transcript of the gene ZRANB3, whose product is annotated as zinc finger RANBP2-type containing 3. The coding region runs from base 1555 to 4686 and encodes 1043 amino acids. Gene Ontology annotation, cellular component: nuclear replication fork. Gene Ontology annotation, molecular function: zinc ion binding; endonuclease activity; nucleic acid binding. The record is from RefSeq and is a predicted model, not a curated record. Gene Ontology annotation, biological process: DNA repair; replication fork processing. Lineage: Eukaryota; Metazoa; Chordata; Lepidosauria; Squamata; Phrynosomatidae. The transcript is spliced from 19 exons.
AACUCUCCCCCUGCCCUGGCAAACCCAUAUACUUCUCUGGGAGGUCCUGUAGAAGGUGUCUUUGCUGGUUAGGGCUUCUGGGAGUUGCAGGCUUUGAUCUGAAAGUUCCUCUUGUAGAUGCUGCUGUAGCUGCACUCAUAUUCAGAGCUUUGGCCCCUUAAGAAGAUGUUGGGUUGACUCUUUAAAAAGCCAUGAUGUCUCCUGCCUUUGCCAGGGCCUCUAUCUUCUCUGUAGAAGACUGACUUAAUAAUGCUGGUAUAUGCUGCCAGAGCCUGCAUAGGGCUUUGCUUCAGAUUGCAUUCAGCUUUCGUGGAUAAUGCCACUACAGAUUUCUCAUAGGAGCCAUAGAAAUGGUGUCUCAGGAAAAGCAAUAGAUGUCCUCCAGAUAUGGGUUAUUAUUUUCCCAACAGUCUUCUAUCCAUUUUGUAUUAUGAAUAUUUUUCCUCUGGUGUAGUUGUCAGUUGAAACAGUGGGACUGAUGGAGCUGCUCUCCUUUUUGCAAUCAAGUACGACCUUAAGUCUGACAUUCUUAAGAGACAUGUAGCAUUCAUGUCUUCCCUCUCACUCUCACUUAAUCACAAUUGUGGAUAUGCCCCCAGUGGUGUACAGAUUUCCUACCUGGAACUUACACUUGGUCCUAAAAGCCCUUACUAGCCCUUUUUUUUAGUCCUUCCUUCCUUUUUUUUUUUUGUCCCAUCCCCUCUCAUCUCUUUGAAAGGUUGGAGCAUGCAUUAUCUUUCUUCAGGACUUUCAAAAUCUGCAUCAGACACACAAGAUAUGAGGCACAGGGUUAUUAAACUCUUCAUAUCCUUUAACUCCUCCUCCUUAGGUAAGGAUGUUUCCAGUUCUGUGUUAGUGCAUACUGUGUGUCCAGGAAGGGUGAAAUAUUCUGCAACUGAAUUUUGGGUAUUGCUGUUUCUAAUGUUAGAUUUAUGUCCAUUAAUCCUCUUGCACAGAGACUGUCCUGUUGUUCAAUGUUGAAUAUAGAGGGGCAUUGCUGGCAUUAGGAUGGCAUAUAUCACAUUGAAGGAAGAGCAAUUAAAUGUGCGUCUGAUGUUGUGAGUGAUGCUAUUGGUCCCUGUGGUAUUGCUCUCAGCGUAGAUGAGGAGACCGAACUGGCAUUUGGGUUUGUGGCUGGGUCUUGUCCCUGUGUUACAAUCCAUGUUAUGUAUCCUGUUGUAAGUGAAUAGCUGUUUAAGAUUUGGAGGCUAUAGGCCAAUAAAGGCCUGCCUCCCAGAGUUUGUGUGAGGGCUGUGUUAUUCUCCACAAUUGGUAGUAUUUUGUUGAUGAUGUGAAUAAGUAGUCUUAACUGGGAAUGAUUGGUGUCCACUAGGGAUGUUGUCAUUUUAUGUUUUUGGUCUGUCUUGUAAAUGGUUGUUCUGUGCUUGCUUAGGUGACUCUAAGGAGAACCUGCCAUGGGAUUUCCUUGGGAAGAUUUGUCCAAAGGAGGUUUGCCAUUGCCUUCCCCUGAGGCUGAGAGCAUGUGACUUGCCCAAGGUCACACCUUGUUGAUGGUUAAUCUUGCCGUGUCAAUUUAUUUCUUCACCUUCUUAGAUGGGCUUGGGGAAGACUAUCCAAGCAAUAGCAGUAUCUUACUACUACAAGAAUGAAUGGCCUUUGUUAAUAGUAGUGCCCUCAUCACUGAGGUAUCCUUGGGUCGAUGAGAUGGAGAAAUGGAUUCCAGAUCUCUCUCCAGAAGAUACAAUCAUCAUUCAGAAUAAAACCGACAUUUGGAGGGUAUCUACAAGCAAAGUGAUUGUGUUGGGUUAUGGGCUGCUUACUUCAGAUGCACAGACUCUAAUAGAUACUCUAUACAAGCAGAAGUUCAAAGUAGUAAUAGUUGAUGAAUCCCACUACAUGAAAUCCAGAAAUUCAGCCCGUAGCAAGAUUUUGUUGCCUAUUGUGCAGAAUGCUGUUCGCGCCAUUCUCCUCACUGGGACUCCUGCUUUAGGAAGACCUGAAGAGCUUUUUAUGCAACUUGAAGCACUCUGCCCAAGAAAAUUUGGGACAUGGACUGAAUAUGCAAAAAAAUACUGUGAUGCACGUGUCAGAUUUUUUGGUAAAAAGCGACAGUGGGACUGUAGAGGAGCUUCAAAUUUAGAUGAACUGCACCAGUUACUCAGUAAUGUAAUGAUCAGGAGACUGAAGAAUGAUGUUUUAACCCAGUUACCACCUAAAAUCAGACAGCGAAUUCCUUUUGAUCUUCCCAAAACUGCUGCUACGGAAUUUAAUGCUAGCUUUGAAGAAUGGGAGAAAUUAAUGAGGGCUUCACAUUUAGAUUCUACAGAAAGUGACUUUGUCCAGGUGAUGGGCCUCAUUACCCGGAUGUUUAAACAGACUGCCAUUGCCAAGGCAGGAGCAGUGAAGGAUUAUAUCAAAAUGCUGCUGGAAAAUGACAACCUUAAGUUUCUAGUUUUUGCUCAUCACUUAAGUAUGCUCCAGGCAUGUACAGAAGCAGUUAUAGAAAGCAAGACUCGUUAUAUUCGAAUAGAUGGAAGUGUAGCUUCAUCAGAAAGAAUAAACCUUGUCAACCAAUUCCAGAAGGAUCCAGAUACUAGAGUGGCCAUACUGAGCAUUCAGGCUGCAGGUCAGGGUUUAACUUUUACUGCUGCAACUCAUGUUGUUUUCGCUGAACUGUAUUGGGAUCCUGGACACAUAAAACAAGCAGAAGACAGAGCGCAUCGGAUUGGACAGUGCAGUUCUGUGAAUAUCCAUUAUCUAAUUGCAAAUGGAACAAUGGAUCCUCUUAUGUGGGCAAUGUUGAACCGCAAGGCUAAAGUUACAGGCACCACAUUGAACGGCAAGAAGGAAAAACUGCAAGCACAAGAAGGUGACAGAGAGAAAUGGAAUUUCCUGAAUUUUGCUGAAGCCUGGACUCCAAAUGAAAGUCUAAAUGGAACAAAGAAUGAGGUCUUAUUUACCCAUUUUGAAAAGGAAAAGCAGCAUGAUAUCCGUACUUUCCUGUCACCAAAGCCAAAUCCAGAGCGAAAGCGGAAAAAGGGUUCUUGUGACAACUCUCCUCAAGAGGAAAAGAGCAUAGAGAGUGGCAAUUCUUUGGACUCUGAGGAACUAAAUGAAUUGGAUAUACCUUGUAAGGAAGCAAAGAGACCAAGAGCUUUAGAACCAUCUACACCAAAGAGUUCUUCUAGGGAAGGAAGGAAAUUGCUUUCUCAAGAAUCUGACUACUCAUUUAAAAAACAAAUUACUGAAGAGAACUUUGGUACUCCUUUAUCUCAUUCAAGGAAAGAUUCUGUUCCUGAAGCAAUCUGGCAUUGCAGUCUGUGCACUUACAGUAAUAAUUCACUGCUACCUUAUUGUGAAAUGUGUGAAUCUCCACGGCGAAGGAACACAUCAACAGUUACACAGAGUAAAUCUCAGCUAAGCUCUGUAUCUGUUCAGAGUGAAAAAGAAAAUAUAGUUCAAGAUGUUCUCAGUCAAAAUGAGAUAGAGGAAACCAAUAAUGCUAUCCGGACACAAAAUUUAGGACUAAGUGAGCCAUCUGACAGAAGGAAGGAAGAAGCUGCAGCUGGUGCAAAUAAGGAACUGGCUUGUUUUGAGCAAGACCUCAGAGAAGAUCGUUUGGAGGAUUCAGGUUCCUUUCCAGCCUAUUCUGUCCUGAUGUUCUUCGCGAGUCGGAACACUGACAGAAUUCAUGUCUACACAAAGGAUGGAGAGCCCUUGAAUUGUAACUUCAUACCAUUGGACAUAAAAUUAGAUAACUGGGAAGAUUUGCCAGAGUGUUUUCAACAAAAACAGAACCGUUCAUUGAUACUGAAGUUUGUAAGAGAAUGGAGUGGUCUAACAGCCAUGAAGCAAAGAAUUAUUAGGAAAAGUGGCCAGUUACUUUCUAGUCCCAUACUUGCUGCUGAAGAGAUGCUGUCUAAACAACAGGCGAAACUCAACAGCACCAAACGGUAUAUGACAAAAGAGGAUAUCACCAAAGCUUCAGUAGCAAAAGCCAGCAUCAUUGGAGGCAGUGUUCGUAUGGUCACCAAAAAAACUGUGAUUGCCUUAAAAAACCCUGCCAUUUCUGCUGAAGAAAAGGAGGACCAUUCAAAAAAGUUGGCUUCUGAUGAAAACUGCCCAGUCUUCAGCUCAAGCUCUGAUCAGAGUGAUAAUGAAGAACCUCCUCUGAGCAAAGGCUAUGUACAGGCCGUGGAUAAUGAAGGGAAUCCACUUUGUCUCAGCUGCCAAAAGCCAACAAUACAUGUUGACCAAAUACCCACCUCUACUGCCUGGGACACUCGGUUUUGUUCUCAUAAGUGCCAGGAUGACUUCUUGUUUCGUACUAGCCAAAGUUAUCUGAGAAGUAAAGUUUUUGAAGUUGAGCAUGGGAUUUGUCAGAUGUGUAAUCUCAAAGCUCAGGAACUAUAUCUCUGUGUCAGAGAUGCCCCAAAGAAUAAACGCAAGAGUAUUCUGGAGAGCUCUUGGAUGUCCAAGCUUCCUUUAACCCAGUUAAAUGAAAUUAUACUGAAUCCAACUGAAGGUCACUUCUGGCAAGUAGAUCAUAUAAAGCCGGUUUAUAGUGGUGGUGGACAAUGUUCUAUAGAAAAUCUUCAAACACUAUGUACAGUUUGUCACAGGGAGAGAACAGCAAAGCAAGCCAAGGAAAGAAGCCAAAUGAAGAGACAGAGUACAGCUUCAAAAUAUGGAUCUGAUAUUACUAAAUUUUUUGUGAAAUUAUGAAUUAUGUUAAUUGAUACUGUUCCUACUAAUCAUGCAUUAACAUGUUAAUUUUUAUAACCCAAUGGUUGUAUUAUCCAACUUUGCUAGUGACAGCUACUGGAGGGUUAUGUCAAAUAAAUUAGAAAAGGAAAUGAAUACCUACAUGAACCUAUAUUUUCUGUUCCCAAUGCUGGAAAUAAAUUUGAAUGUUUCAUUUUAA